CACACAACUUAUUAAACUCUAUAAAUCCAAUUCAGUCUCAUCCCUGAGGUACAAAGUCCUCAUUUAUCCAUCUGUAGCAAGAUGAGAAACGUUAAUAUCUUUCUCUUUUUAGUUUCAGUUUUGCUUAUAGUUUUGUUGCCACAAGAAGCCAAUGGUGAAGUGACUGGAGGAACCAAAAGAUUGAUCGAUAAGGUUAAUCGAAAGGGGCCAUAUAUAGGCAUUGUGAUCCCUAACCUAUUUGAAAUGAAUCCUCUUCUCAAUUAUCCCGAAUACAAGUCUAGUAAACUCGUCAUCGAUGUUGGAGGAAGGAGAUUUCGGUUUGGAUCAAUUGGUGAAAAACAAGUCGUUUUGGUUAUGACCGGUUUAGGCAUGCUUAAUGCAGGAGUUACAACACAAUUAUUGUUGAGUUUGUUUGACAUAGAAGGAGUUGUACAUUAUGGAAUUGCUGGAAAUGCAAACCCUUCACUUAAUAUUGGAGAUGUUGCCAUUCCUCAAUAUUGGUCUCAUUCUGCUCUUUGGAGUUGGCAGAGAUAUGGAAAUGGUCCAGAUGACACAUUACCCCUUGAAGACAGUGGAGACUACACACGAGAUAUCGGUUAUCUAAACAUUGCAAAUUAUUCAACCGAUUUAGAAUCUGAUAACUUAUUGAACAACAUUUGGUAUCAACCGGAGGAAAUUUUUCCGGUUGAUGGAACACCGGAGGAGAGACAACACGCAUUUUGGGUACCUGUUGACUCUAGUUAUUUCACUCUAGCUAAAACUCUAGAGUCGUUGACAUUAGAAGGAUGCUUGAACACAACAACAUGCUUAUCUACCCCACCAAAGGUUACUACGGUAGAACGAGGAACAAGUGCUAGCAUAUACCUAGACAACGCCGCCUAUAGAACCUUCAUCUAUGACAAGUUCAACAUUAGCCCCGUGGAGAUGGAAAGUGCCGCGGUGGCUCUCAUUUCAUACCAACAAAGGGUGCCAUUCAUUGUGAUUAGAGCACUUUCUGACUUAGCGGGUGGCGGUGAACACUCCAAUGAGGCGGAUACAUUCAUCACCCUUGCCGCUAACAAUUCUGUCAAAGCUGCGGCGGAGUUUAUCAAGUUGAUCCCGUCUACUAAGAAAGAUGUUUCGUUUGCUAGCAUUUAGUGCUUUUGAAUCUAAUUAUGAUAUUGUAAUAAGUUACACCGUUUGAACAUGGUGUAGUUGGUCUUUUGUAAAGCUAGAAUAAAAGCUCAAGGUACUUUGAUAAUUAUUUC
Helianthus annuus (common sunflower) is the source of this 1247-nucleotide messenger RNA. RefSeq names its product bark storage protein A. Bases 82 to 1137 code for a protein of 351 amino acids. The record is from RefSeq and is a predicted model, not a curated record. Gene Ontology annotation, molecular function: catalytic activity. Gene Ontology annotation, biological process: nucleoside metabolic process. The transcript has 6 exons. NCBI's taxonomy places the organism in Eukaryota, Viridiplantae, Streptophyta, Magnoliopsida, Asterales, Asteraceae.